UGGAGAAACUUCUCAAGAGAAACCACUAAUAGGAGGAACAAUGUCAACAGCAACCAUCCAACCCACCAUCGAAGACCAUCAGCAACAUCAAACACCACCACUCAUCGACCUAGAACUAGCAUCGCCAUCACUAGCAGAAGAACAAGAACAGGAACAACAAGAACAACAAGAACCAGAGCAACAACAGCAAAACUCAGUUGACCAUAGUCAUACCCAACAACCCACUACUCCUUCUCAAUCAGAAAGCCAAACACUCCAAAUUAACACCAGGAAUCGAGCCUCAUCCUGGUCACUCUUCCGUCGUAACUCAAUCUCAAGCGAUCGACCUGACUCACUACCAUCCAACCUACUCUCCAGAUUAACCACUCCAUCACAGCCCUCACCCCCGCCGAGUGCACCACUCUCAGGACCUACUAUCACUACUACUACUGCCGACGGCUCGACCAACCUACGUCAGACUCACUCCUCAACAGGCUCGGGCUCAUUCUCAUUAUCUUCCCUAGCCUUCGCACUCAAACGUCCCUUAAACCUUAACAGCACACCCUCACCAUCUCGUCUCUCUCCCCCUCAAGGAUCCCCUCAACAUUCUCCAUCAUCCACCCGGUCUACCCACGAACUAUCCUCUCGUGAUGCUGACCCAGAUCCCACUCCUUCUGUCCCGCCCAGACUGGUAGUCGAAAGCCCCUCAGAAGAUCCUCCUCCGGUCCCAUUCGACUUCAACCUCUUCCUCGAACAGAUGAGAUGGCCUCAGGCUGAACCUAUCGCUAAAUACCUUCGCUCCUUCUUGAAAGAAUUUACCAAACGUGCUCAUCAUCCAACUAAACAAACUGGCGUAGCAGAACAAGUUAAAGUCGUCAAUGACUUCCUCGACUUUAUUAGUAUUAAAAUGCGUGAGAUUCCAGAUGGCCCUUGGGACCCACGAACGUGUAACGAAGCGGAGUUUGACAAUGCAGUAGAAGCGAUGGAAAAGCUAGUGAUGAACCGAGUAUGGCACUUGACAUUCACACCGGCCUUGACGACUCCGCAACCCUCACAAACGGAUGACCUAGAGCGUGACACAGUGUUAUCGCAGAAGAUGAACCUAUUCAAUUGGCUCACUGACCGGCAUCUCGACCUCUCUCUUCCCUCCGAUGAAGCCGACGGAUUCAUGGAAUUUGCCAAGACCGAAUUACUAAAAAUUAACUCCUACAAAGCCCCACGUGAUAAGAUGAUCUGUAUCUUGAAUUGCUGUAAAGUCAUCUUUGGAUUGAUUAGACAUAUCGACCAAUCCGAAGGUGGCGCAGAUACGUUUAUUCCGAUCUUGAUCUUGGUCGUCCUACGCGCUCAACCCAAAACAUUGAUCUCAAACCUCCAGUACAUACAACGGUUUCGGAAUCCGGAUAAGAUGCAAGGCGAGAACGGAUACUACAUGUCAAGCCUAAAUGCGGCGAUUUCGUUUAUAGAGCGACUUGAACACUCGGUCUUAUCAAACAUCACUCAAGAAGAAUUUGAAUACAAUGUAGAACAAGCGAUUGUCAGCUUACCAAGAUCACCAGUCAUCGAAAACAUCAAAGCAAGUUCGGGGGGAUUUUCAGCAUUCACACAAGGAGCCAGUAGCAGCAACAGCAACAUGGGUGGAGCAGGAGGAGAGGCAGGAGGGACGGGAGGAGGCGGAGAAAGAGCAGACCCAAGUCCCACGACAGCCACGUCCAACAGAACCACCACAUCGACAUCGCUACCAGAUCUAACGCGCUCAUGGUUGUUCACGACGGUGCCUCAAUUGGCCGAGAAAGCGGUCAGCAAGCCGCUGAAUGCGAUUGCCCGAAUCGUCGAUGAUCUGGCCUCCGAAUCCGACGACCUUCAUCCGACGGAGAGACAGGGACUUCGACGGGCGAGCUCUUCGGUCGAGCAGCCGAUGGUCGAUCCGAAUCGAAGGGGCAGUCGAAGAGGCGGAAGGCCGUGGUCUGCGGAUUCGCCUCGGUCUCGUCAUUCCGACCUUGGCGCGCUCGACCCUUCUUCCUCUUCCUCUCCUACUAAUACCACUAGAAAACUGUCUUCUUCUUCUGAUCUCAUGCCGACUGGUCAUGAGAAAUCACAUCUCUCUUCGACUGAUGAUCGAAGAUUAGACCAAGAUCUCAGAAGAAUCGAGGCCCUCAAACGCGCCGAACAUGCUGCUAAAUUGGAUACCCUCGCUGCUAUCUUCCCCCAACUUGAGUCCGAGUUACUUGAAGUCGUUCUUAUCACUCAUCGUGGUACUAUUAGUAAAGCUAUCGACUCUUUAUUGGAAAUGUCUUGAUCUCUUCUUUUAUUUUCUGUCUUUCCUUUUCAACAGAAACUUGCCUUUUUCCAAAAAAUAUACCAUUUCUCUUUCUUUUCUUAAAUUGUUCAAUUAUCAUGAAAAUUUCAUUUCCUUUGUUUUGACCAUUAUUUUUUCCAAAAAAAAAACCCUCUCUUCAAUGUUUACCUUUUUCCUGAAUGAUUUUCCUUUUUUUUCAAUUCAACUAUUUUUUUUUUUUGAUUCAUGUAUGAUGAUGAUGAUAUUGAUGAAGAAGGUUUUAUUUUAGACAAUUACCUAGAUAGAUACACACAGCAUACACUUUUUUCCCCUCUUUUUGGCUUGAGCUUGAUGUAUAUAUACACACUUACACAAUCCAAA
Puccinia graminis f. sp. tritici CRL 75-36-700-3 is the source of this 2635-nucleotide messenger RNA. RefSeq lists its product as uncharacterized. Gene Ontology annotation, molecular function: ubiquitin binding; guanyl-nucleotide exchange factor activity; small GTPase binding. Gene Ontology annotation, biological process: vesicle-mediated transport. The record is from RefSeq and is a predicted model, not a curated record. The coding region runs from base 41 to 2275 and encodes 744 amino acids. NCBI's taxonomy places the organism in Eukaryota, Fungi, Basidiomycota, Pucciniomycetes, Pucciniales, Pucciniaceae. The transcript is spliced from 6 exons. Gene Ontology annotation, cellular component: endocytic vesicle; cytosol.